Messenger RNA from Macrosiphum euphorbiae (potato aphid), 297 nucleotides. The record is from the annotation of a GenBank genome assembly. NCBI's taxonomy places the organism in Eukaryota, Metazoa, Arthropoda, Insecta, Hemiptera, Aphididae.
AUGGAUAUUCAACCGUGCGGCUCUAAGGAAUCUAUCGCCUAUUACAUUGCAAAGUACAUAGCCAAAUCUGAGCAUCCAGAAGUACAUCGCAGCAUAGCUAAAGCAAUUCAACAAAUUCAGCGUGAUGAAAGCAACAUAUCUUUGAAAUUGUUUAAAGUUUGCAUGAAAAUACUAAAUGAGCGUCAAGUUUCAGCCUGUGAAUGUGUUUUUCGUUUGUGUCACCUAAACUUACGGGAAAGUUCAAGAAUGUGUGUUUUUUUAACACCCAUAAACCUGAACAACGAUAUAAAGUUAUAA